This is a messenger RNA of Mesorhabditis spiculigera, 2049 nucleotides long. Lineage: Eukaryota; Metazoa; Nematoda; Chromadorea; Rhabditida; Rhabditidae. The record is from the annotation of a GenBank genome assembly.
AUGCGGUUAUGGCUAUUGUUGGCCGCCGUAGCCUGGCUGGGCAGUCAACCGACUGAAGGGAGACGGUAUUAUGGUUCCCGUUGGAUCUUCCCCGUGGCAACACUUGACAACGGUGUCGGCAACGGCUCAUUGCCAAAGCACCCGGACCGAAAUUACUGCUACAUCGACAAAGCCUAUACACAAGCCGAAAUCUGCGACUAUGUGACAAAAGAGACUGACAAAUGUGAAGGCGGAGGGUAUUUCCUGUGGACUAGAUAUGUCGAAUGCCAAGAUAGUAUACCGGAAAAGGUGGGAAUCAUCAUUGCGGCGGUGAUCUACAUGCUUUACCUAUUUAUUGCUAUUUCCUCGGCUGCAGAUGAUUUCUUCUCGCCAAAUGUCGCGGGAAUUGUUGCCCAUUUGGGAAUUUCGGAGAGUAUUGCGGGAGUUACCUUCAUGGCUUUUGGCAAUGGUGCCCCAGAUAUUUUCGGUGCAAUAGCUUCCGUCCUCGGCACCCCAAAACCAAAAGCAGGAUUUGCCGUCGGAGAAUUGCUUGGUGCUGGAACCUUUGUGACCCUUUGUGUAACAGCCACUAUCGUUUUUACGAAGGAAUUUAAAGCAACCGUCUUCGAAACCCUUCGUGAUUUGAUAUUCUAUAUGGUUGCAUUGGGUUGGAUUCUAUUCAUCUUCUUAAAUGGGGUCAUGCUGAAAACCUUUGAGCCGCUCGUUUUUCUCCUAUUAUAUGCUCUUUAUGUUGGGACAGUCGUGUUUAGUCAUUUUAUGCAUAAACGUCGGAGGGCAGCAAGAAGAGCCUCAAAAGUCGGUUCCACCCAUAUCAGCAGAGCUGCAAGUAUCAGACCAAACGUCGUAGCUGUAACUGAUGAAGAUGCUCCCCCCGUUCAUAUUAUCUCGGCAGCCGUCGCCAAAAUCGCCAAUGCUAAUGGUCACUUUUUAAAGGAGGUCGAAAAAGAGCCGGAAAUGCCGGCUGCAAAUCAGUUGCGAAGAUUAUCCGUCUCGCUUUACGCACGGAAAAGGGAGUCCACUGGCAGAAGAAGAUCGACCGUAAAAACAAAUACUUUGCACCCAGGCCUUAUAACCGAAGGAAACCCGAAAUUCGUGGAUGACGACACUGAUUCGGAGGAAAUGAUCUGGGUUGGACAUCAUCUCAUUUCAGCCUCGGCGAAUCGAAGCAGGGCCCAGUCAAUCAUUCCCCCGGCUGAAAUACACUCGGCAUCCACUCUUUUUAUGGAUAUCUAUCACCAUUUACUCCCAAUCUCGCAAGAAGAUUGGGAUGAAGCUGGGGUAUUUGGUAAAACAAUGCUGGUGGUCAAGAUCCCAUUAACAAUUGCGUUUUGCCUGACGAUUCCACUCGUUGAUUUGCCUUGGUCGAAGCCUGUCGCCAUUCUAAACGCCUUUUUCGCGCCUCAGUUUUUCUUAUUUGCCGCUCAAUUAUGGACGACGGAUCCAUUUAAUGGUCCCGGAUUGUGGGCAUAUGCACUCGCAAUCUCAGCCCUUCUCAUCGUCUUGUUGCUGAUUUUUACCACUGUAAAAGAUGAACCAAGAUUUUACAAACAAUUGAGCAGUUAUGCUGGCUUCUUGAUGUCGAUAGCUUGGAUUUAUAUUAUUGCAAAUGAGGUGGUCGGUGUUGUUACAAUGCUUGGAGUUAUAUCGCAGCUGUCACACGAGUUGCUCGGUCUGACGAUUCUCGCCUGGGCCAACUCGAUCGGUGACCUGAUUGCUGAUGUGGCCGUCGUCAAACAGGGAUACUCAAAUAUGGCGUUGGCGGCGGCAAUUGGAGGUCCAUUAUUCAAUUUUCUGAUCGGCUUCGGUCUGCCGUUUUCCAUUGCGCGCAUCAGUGGGACAUCCAUCGAGAUUCAGUUCUCUACAAUCAACCAUGUACUAGUGCUGUUUUUGGGAUGCUCAUUAGUAUUCACAUUCGCAGCGUGCAUAGUCCAAAGAUUCUAUCUCCGCCGGGUCUAUGCCGGAUGUCUACUCGGAAUUUAUGCCGCUUUUAUUGCAAUGGUCGUCUUGACUGAAACCAAAGUCAUUGUAUGGGGUGUAGAUGAGGAAGAA